AAUGUAACCUUAACCAAUAUAAAUAUAAUCAUAAUCAACCUUUAUAAUAUUUCCUUCUCGUUACUCGUUGAUUAUGAACAAUGAGCAUUCCUGGUAAGCUUGGUCAAUUAAAGCUGUGAUAUUUAAAUUUUCAGAAACAAUAUUGAAACCCCUUUAUUAGAUUUCUCUGACGAACUAGCACAUCAAGCCUCCUGCUAUGGGUUGCCGUAUGGAAUCUUUGGGAUAAUAUGCUGGGUUCUGUCUUAUUUGUGCAUUUCUUUAGCAUAUUUCAAUUAUCCAUUGUUCUCACCAUGGAUGUGGAAUAAACAAUAUAAAUCACAAAAUAUGUGUUUUGGAAUAUUGUUAUCCAUUAUGACGAUAGUACCAGCUAUCUAUACGUGUGUCCGUUGUCGAGGAGAAUGGAUGGUGACACUUAUUGCGCUUGGACAAUUAACUCCAUAGAGCUUCAAAAUGUUGAAUGAUGGUAUUAUAAGUGUAGUAGAAUAUAAAAAUACAUAUGAAAGUAAUGGUUACAGCACCAGGAUUAGGACGGAGUCUGAAACUUGUAACUGUUGUUGUAUUCAAACGAAUUCAAGAGAUCCCGCUUAUAGAGAUUGUGGUAUUUACAUAACGCUUCCGCUGUCUUUGCUUGGUUGGAUAGGUAUUACAGCAUUAAGUAUUAAAUUGAUGAAGACAGAAAAAGCUGUUACUCAAUGGAUAUGGGGAAUAUAUUUAGUGGCAUUAUUAGCACUUGUAAUUACGUGCGUGAUAUGCUUAAAUAUAAGAAAAAAACAUGGAGCUUUUAUAUUGGAAGGAAAAGAAAGAAAUAAGUUUACUCUUCUCUGGUCAAUGAUGAUGUACCUUUUGGUAACUUUCCAUAUCAUAGGGUCGCAUAUAAUCCUUGCUAUGGCUUCCGGUAACUGGAGUGGGAUUGCUCCUACAGGAGCUGGACUAGCAUCAGCCAUUGUUUUCUUUAUCGCAAAACGUUUGUUAUUUCUAAAUAUAUAGAAAUAUUAUAAAGAGAAAUAAUAAAAUUAAAU
Rhizophagus irregularis DAOM 181602=DAOM 197198 is the source of this 1019-nucleotide messenger RNA. RefSeq lists its product as uncharacterized. The record is from RefSeq and is a predicted model, not a curated record. NCBI's taxonomy places the organism in Eukaryota, Fungi, Glomeromycota, Glomeromycetes, Glomerales, Glomeraceae.